UAUAAAUUGCUUAUUGCUGUAGGAGAAGUGCGUCCGGGGAAGGAUAUUUUCUUGUUUUUUAUUUUAUUUUGGUGGUUCCGAAGAUAUUGUAACGAUGAAUGUUGAAGAAGAGGUUCAGCGCCUCACCCAAGAAAUCAAGAGGCUUGGUGAGGCCCAAGAAGAUGGUUCUUACAAGGUUACGUUUGGAACACUGUUUAACGAUGAUGAAUGCGCAAAUAUAUUUGAAGCACUUGUUGGGACACUAAGAGCAGCGAAAAAGCGUAAAGUACUGAAAUACGACGGUGAGCUACUGCUGCAAGGAGUCCAUGAUAAUGUUGAAAUCAUUCUUAGUCCUGCCUCUGCUGCAGCAGCUGACAACUGAUAUACUGGUUGAGGACCAGAGAGUAUCCUGUGAAAGUGAAACUUGAACCACCAUCUCGUUUUUAUGACCCGUGCAAUAUUAUUCUGCAUCAUUGUGUAAAAUAUAUGUGCGUGUGGAGACUUCAGUCAUUUAUCUCCUCUUAUGGUAAAACCAGGAUUUGUGGAUUGUAAUUUUUAUGAAGUGAUAUUACACCUAUUUUUAUACAUUAUUUUUCCUUUUCCUCAAGUAAAA
Messenger RNA from Cajanus cajan (pigeon pea), 592 nucleotides. Its product is annotated as costars family protein. The record is from RefSeq and is a predicted model, not a curated record. NCBI's taxonomy places the organism in Eukaryota, Viridiplantae, Streptophyta, Magnoliopsida, Fabales, Fabaceae. Gene Ontology annotation, biological process: regulation of actin filament-based process.